Suillus subalutaceus is the source of this 303-nucleotide messenger RNA. RefSeq lists its product as uncharacterized. Lineage: Eukaryota; Fungi; Basidiomycota; Agaricomycetes; Boletales; Suillaceae. The record is from RefSeq and is a predicted model, not a curated record. The transcript has 4 exons. The coding region runs from base 1 to 303 and encodes 100 amino acids.
AUGUAUCUAGUUGCAUUCUUUGCUGCUAGUCCGCCGACCAUCAAGGCCCAGGGUGGUAGCAGUUUCAGCAGCGGGGAAUUUCUGCAUCAACCCAGUCGUCGAGAUAAACAUGAUGAUCUACCAACUAAGCAGCCUCCACAUGCGCAAUGCAACCGCGCUUUUAUCAUCGCGGACGCUUCUUACCCGUCUGAACGUGUUCUCUUCAUUAACUCUGACAUUGGUGACACCGGCAUCCAACGAACCAUUCUCACUCUCUUGAAUCGCUCUAUGGAGACCUCUACAUGUCCACCAACACUGCGCUAG